Messenger RNA from Fomitiporia mediterranea MF3/22, 1817 nucleotides. RefSeq names its product UV-endonuclease UvdE. Gene Ontology annotation, biological process: mitochondrial DNA repair; response to UV; nucleotide-excision repair. The transcript is spliced from 5 exons. Bases 257 to 1786 code for a protein of 509 amino acids. Lineage: Eukaryota; Fungi; Basidiomycota; Agaricomycetes; Hymenochaetales; Hymenochaetaceae. Gene Ontology annotation, molecular function: endonuclease activity. Gene Ontology annotation, cellular component: mitochondrion; nucleus. The record is from RefSeq and is a predicted model, not a curated record.
CGUUUACAAAAGAUGGAAAACAGUAACUGUACCCGAAGCUAUUGCUAGUGAUCUUCACUCUGUUUUCAGGGAUGAAUCUCCGCUUUCUGAACUAUCGGAGGAACAGUCGGAAUCUGAACCGAAGCGCCAACGCGGCAAGCGUAAGGCCGCUGCAGAGGUUACAGUUAACGUUGAAGAAGGCAAAAUCAUAAAUGAAGGUGAUGCCGAAGGACCGAAGAGACAGCGCCGAAAACGCAAAGCCACUAAAGAAGUAGUAAUGGACGAGGAUGAGGGAAAUGAUGACGAAAAAGCUGCAGUAACCCACAGACGGAAGCGCAAAAUCAAGGCAGCGACAACAACCAUUGAAGACUUUGGUGAAGAAGUAGAAAAGACAAAGAAAUCAAGAAGGAGAAAAACUCUGGAAGAAGACAAGGUGUUUGAUAUUCCACCCAUUGAGAAUUUUCUAAGUACGACUUUUAAGGGUCGUCUAGGAUAUGCUUGCUUAAACACCAUGCUCCGCAAAUAUUCAACACCCAUCUUCUGUUCUCGAACCUGCCGACUCGCAACUAUCGCCGAAAACGGUCCAGAACACCUCCGGACACUUGGACUUCAAAACAUACGCGACCUCCUUAAACUCGUCACUUGGAACGCACAAAACGGGAUAUUCUUCAUGCGCAUGAGCUCCGAGAUGUUUCCUUUUGCAUCUCAUCCCGAGCACGGGUACGACUUGAGCUUCGCCGAUGAGGAUUUAAAGGCUGUUGGGAAGACGGCUAAGGAACUUGGUGUGAGGUUGACGAGCCACCCGGGACAAUUCACGCAACUUGGAAGUCCGAGAGAGGUUGUGGUGAGGAAUGCUGUGAGGGAUUUGGAGUAUCAUUGCGAAAUGAUGGAUCGGAUGGGGCUUGAUCAGGAUAGCGUUAUGAUCAUACAUAUGGGAGGGACAUUCGGCGAUGAAGCAGCGACCCUUGAACGAUUCAAAGAGAAUUACACGAAGCUUCUGUCGGAUAGUAUCAAGAGGCGACUCGUACUUGAAAAUGACGAGCUCUGUUACAACGUCGACGAUCUCCUCCCGCUCUGCCGCUCACUCAACAUACCGCUCGUCUUCGACUACCACCACGACUGGAUCUACCCCUCCUCUCGUCCACCCCGCGAACUUAUCCCCGAGAUCAACCAACUUUGGUAUAACAAGGGUAUUCGACCGAAACAGCAUUAUAGUGAGCCAAGGCCUGGUGCGGUCAGUGUAAUGGAGAGACGUGCGCAUUCGGAUCGGGUGAAGACGUUGCCGGAGGGUCUACCGGACGAUAUGGAUCUGAUGCUAGAAUGUAAAGACAAGGAACAAGCUGUAUUCUACCUAUACAGGUUAUACAACCUCCGUGAAGUGGAUCCACGGAUGCUCCGCCCACCGGCAGAAGUGGAGAGUUUACAUACGAAUGGGAGGAAGUCAACGAAACGGGCAAGGGCGAAGGCUGCUGCCAAAGCCGAAGCUGCUGCCGCUGCCAUCGAGACUGGUAAAGGAGGUGAAGCGGACGGAGAAGACAUGAAAAUGAACCUGGAAGAAGAGGUAGAGAGGGAAGCGGAGGAGCAUGGUGUACCUGCUGAAGAAACGAAAGAUGCAGUGGCUGAGGCGAUUGGUGAGGGAGAACUGGACUGUGGAAGUGGAGAUGAGAUGCCCAAGAUUGAAGUGCUGCCAAAGAAAGUGAAGAAGAGGAGAGGGAAGAGGACUACUAGGGUUGAGACUAAUGGUAAUACGGGACAGAAGGCAUCACGGAGGAAGGGAAAGAACGUCUUGAAGCAGGACAUCGUAUAAAGGUUGUUCAUACAUGUUCUUGAACAUGUAU